AUGGGGAAGAAAAGGCUACAUGCCAUUAUGAUCGGAUUCUGCUACCAAGGCCAUGUCAUCCCCUUCACCAAUCUGGCUAUCAAGCUUGCUUCAAGUGGAUGCAUCGUCACGUUCGUCCACCCCGAGUUCGUUCACCACAUGCUAGCCAAAGCUGAUGGCGUUAACGUUGCAGAGGUCGAUCCCUUCAUCCGAGCUCGCCAGUCGGGUCUAGACAUACGUUACACCACAAUUAGGGAUGGGUUCCCGCCUGAUUUCGACAGGAUACUCAACUACAAGCAGCACUGGGAGGCUAUUUUCCUCGAUUUCCCGCCACGUGUGGAUGAGUUAAUCGGAAACAUAAUCCACUCCGAUAAUGAGGCUUUUAAGCAUUUCUUGGUUGCUGAUACUUUUUAUUCUUUGCCUGCAACUCUUGCUCAUAAGUAUAACAUGUUGAACGUCUCCUUUUGGACACAGCCUGCUCUUGUGUUUACAUUGUACUAUCACUUGGAUCUUCUCAGAGAGAAGGGCUAUUUCCCAAUACAAGGUGAAGAGGAAAAUGUGAUCAUAGAUAUUAUACCAGGAGUUGAGGCCAUCAAGUUUAAGACAAAAGAUUUGACGUCCAAUUUUCACGAUUUGGACGAAACAAGCAUCACCAGAAGGAUUACGGUGGAAGCAUUUGAGAAGGUGAAGCAAGCAGAUUUCAUCCUCAUCAACACAGUAGAUGAACUCGAACAUGAAUGGGUUUCAGCUAUAAACCAGAAGCAGCCUACUUAUGCAAUAGGACCUGUAAACUUCACCAAACUUGAUGUUCCAAAGAGUCUAUGGUCCGAGACAGAUUGCGCGGAGUGGCUGGAUUCGAAGCCUCGUGGGUCUGUUUUGUAUGUUUCUUUCGGAAGUCUUGCUCAGAGCAACCAGCAGGUAGCUGAGGAGAUAGCUAACGGGAUUCUCCUAAGCGGAGUUCACUUUGUCUGGGUGAUUCGUGACGGUGCUGACAUUUUGCCCGAUGGUUUUGCGAAUGACAGCAAGGAUCAAGGGGUGAUCAUUUCGUGGUGCAAUCAGAAUGCAGUGCUCUCCAAUCCUGCGAUUGGAGGAUUCCUAACGCAUUGUGGGUGGAACUCGAUUCUUGAAUCCAUAUGCUGCGGUGUUCCCAUGAUAUGCUAUCCCUUUUUCGCGGACCAACCAACUAACAGAAAACUAGUGGUUGAUGAUUGGAAGGUGGGCAUUAAUCUUUGCAACGGAAUCUCAGUUGAUAGGAAAGAAGUUGCAGAGAAGAUUAAGGAGUUGAUCAGUAGUGAAACUUCAAAUUCGUUGAGGGGUGAGAUGAAGAGGAUGAGCUCGGUGGUGCACAAAGCAUUGGAUGAAGAUGGCUCCACGCACACAAAUUUUCAUCGAUUUCUCGAUGAUUUGUGGGCUAAGGCUGCUAGUGCUACUCAUGGAUGAACAUUUUUUACUUCUCAAUACAGAGAGAAUCGGUAGCUGCAAAAUCAAACUAAGGUCUUGUCUGAUGAAUGUAGUAUUGUAUCAGUUAACGUUUUUAUAGAAGUAUUGUACUUGUAAUGCGCUAUCAUCAAUAGACAAUAGUGUU
Salvia hispanica is the source of this 1564-nucleotide messenger RNA. Its product is annotated as UDP-glycosyltransferase 86A1-like. NCBI's taxonomy places the organism in Eukaryota, Viridiplantae, Streptophyta, Magnoliopsida, Lamiales, Lamiaceae. Gene Ontology annotation, molecular function: quercetin 7-O-glucosyltransferase activity; quercetin 3-O-glucosyltransferase activity. The record is from RefSeq and is a predicted model, not a curated record.